AUGGCCUCGCCAGAACUCUCAUCACGUCCUCUCUCUCUUCUCGCUCUACCCCCGGAGAUCCAUGCCGCUAUUCUCCCUCACUUGCAAUUCCUCGACCUCCAUACUCUGCGGCUGGUCAACCACUACUUCCACGCUCUGGUCCUUCCGCCUUCACACACCGAGCUUCUAUCAGCAGAGAAGACGCCAAAAUUCGACUUCCUUGCCUGCAAGAAGGCACCGGGCGGGGCUCAAGCGCAUAACCGGUUCUGCAUAGAAUGUGGGCGCCGACCGCUACCAGGCGUGCAUCGAUAUAUGUUGGGCGCGCGGUGGGAGGAGCAUGGCGUACCCUAUGCACGAUGCAAAAGGUGUAAGAUGAUUGCCAAAGGGCCAGAGGAUCAAGCAGUGCCGUUAUGCUUCUCAUGCCAUACACAAGAUUUGGAGAAGGCAAGAGCGGUAGAGGAACUAAAGAGGGUGCAGGCUGAGGCGAGGGAGCGGGAGAAGAGGAGGUCGCUGCGUGCGGAGCGAAGACGAAUUUGGAUUGAGCGCGGCUUUGCGCCGGAGUGA
Molecule: messenger RNA, 543 nt
Organism: Mollisia scopiformis
Lineage: Eukaryota; Fungi; Ascomycota; Leotiomycetes; Helotiales; Mollisiaceae
Exons: 2
Coding region: 1-543 (180 amino acids)
Molecular function (GO): protein binding
Source: RefSeq, a predicted model, not a curated record